Molecule: messenger RNA, 738 nt
Organism: Fusarium vanettenii 77-13-4
Lineage: Eukaryota; Fungi; Ascomycota; Sordariomycetes; Hypocreales; Nectriaceae
Exons: 3
Molecular function (GO): oxidoreductase activity, acting on the CH-OH group of donors, NAD or NADP as acceptor
Source: RefSeq, a predicted model, not a curated record
UCAUUCACUGGAAAUGUCGUUGCCAUUGCUGGUGCUGCAACAGACAUUGGCCUCAUUACUGUCCUCUAUCUCACCGAAAGAGGAGCUCGUUGUCUGUAUCAGAUAUCAGUGAAGAGACUAUCACAGGAGAUCAAGUCGAGGUUCCCCGACACUGGCCUUCUUGCCCCGUUUAUAGACGUCUCAGAUUCAUUCCAGGCAGGUCAGUGGAUUAAGAACACUAUUGACAACUCGGGCUCGCUUCACGGGGCUGUCAACCUUGCAGGCGUUCUACACAACUCGACUCCAAAUUUUGUCGAUAUCCAAGAUCAGGACUGGAACAGGGUCAUUUCGUUCAACUUGAGCGGAAUCGUGUACCCAAUGAGAGCUGAAAUUACUGUCAUGGAGAAGGGAGGCAGUAUUUUCAAAGUUUCAAGCGUUGCUGGUCUUAUGGCAAGGCCUGGAGUCGUUGCGUAUGCGGCGUCCAAGGCGGCUGUCAUCUCCUUGGCAAGAUCAGCGACAAAGGAGAUUGGAGCUGGAGAAAUUCAAGUGAAUGCAAUCUGCCCGAGUGGAAUCGACACCCCAAUAUCUCGACAGCUUCUCGAUCAAGGAUGCACGGAUGAGAUGGUACUUGAACCACAUGCCAUCAAGCCCUUCAGAAAGGUUGAGGAGGCCAGAGCGUUGAUUGGUUUUCUUCUCAGAGAUGACUCCAAGUAUAUUACGGGCGAGACUAUUAGGAUUGACGGUGGCAUGUGUGCCUGA